Messenger RNA from Sporisorium graminicola, 1821 nucleotides. RefSeq lists its product as uncharacterized. The record is from RefSeq and is a predicted model, not a curated record. Gene Ontology annotation, biological process: translational termination; ribosomal subunit export from nucleus; translational initiation. Gene Ontology annotation, molecular function: ATP hydrolysis activity; iron ion binding; ribosomal small subunit binding. NCBI's taxonomy places the organism in Eukaryota, Fungi, Basidiomycota, Ustilaginomycetes, Ustilaginales, Ustilaginaceae. Bases 1 to 1821 code for a protein of 606 amino acids. The transcript has a single exon.
AUGGCGCCGCCACCAGCACAAAAGGAGACGCGUAUCGCCAUCGUCAACUCGGACAAGUGCAAGCCCAAGAAAUGCCGGCAGGAGUGCAAAAAGUCGUGCCCCGUCGUCCGCAUGGGUCGACUGUGUAUUGAGGUGACACCUUCGAGCAAGAUCGCCUUCAUCUCGGAAUCGCUCUGCAUCGGCUGUGGUAUCUGCCCUAAGAAAUGCCCCUUUGAAGCUAUCAACAUUAUCAAGCUCCCCACCAACCUCGAAAACGAAACCACCCACAGAUACAGCGCCAACUCGUUCAAGUUGCAUCGUCUCCCGACUCCACGUGCUGGCCAGGUGCUCGGUCUCGUCGGCACCAAUGGUAUCGGCAAGUCAACCGCGCUCAAAAUUCUUGCGGGAAAGCAGAAGCCCAACUUGGGUCGAUACGAUGACCCUCCCGACUGGCAAGAGAUCCUCAAGUACUUCCGUGGUUCCGAGCUGCAGAACUUCUUCACCAAAGUGCUUGAGGACAACAUCAAGGCACUCAUCAAGCCGCAGUAUGUCGACCACAUCCCGCGUGCUAUCAAGGGCAAAGCCAGUGUCACCCAAUUGCUCGAUGGCAAGCUUGAAAAGAACAACAAACAGGAGGUCAUCGACAUGCUCGACCUCAAGGAGGUGCUCGACCGCGACGUCCAGAACCUCUCCGGUGGUGAGCUCCAGCGCUUCGCCAUCGGCAUGUCGUGCAUCCAGAACGCCAACAUUUACAUGUUUGACGAACCCUCGUCGUAUCUCGACGUCAAGCAGCGUCUCAAUGCGGCGCGAAUGAUCCGCUCGCUCCUCGACUCCAACACUUACGUCAUCGCCGUCGAGCACGACUUGUCCGUCCUCGACUACCUGUCCGAUUUCAUCUGCUGUCUCUAUGGUGUUCCCUCGGUAUACGGUGUCGUCACUGUGCCCUCACCAGUGCGUGAUGGUAUCAACAUCUUCUUGGACGGAUACGUCCCUGCCGAAAACAUGCGUUUCCGUGAAGAGUCGCUCACCUUCAAGAUAUCCGAGACCGCAGAGGAUGAGGUGCUGGACAGGACACCCAAGUACGUCUGCCCACCCAUGACCAAGACGCUCGGCAACUUCAGUCUCAGCAUCGAAGGUGGUGAGUUUAGCGACUCGGAGAUCAUCGUCUUCCUCGGUGAAAAUGGAACGGGUAAGACGACGUUUGUCAAGAUGCUGGCGGGCAAGCUGGAGCCCGAUGCAGGCGCCAAGAAGCCACCGCAGCUCAACGUGUCGAUGAAGCCGCAGACCAUCGCACCCAAGUUCCAGGGCACCGUGCGCAUGCUGCUGCUCAAGCAGAUCAAGGCGGCGUUCAUGCACCCGCAGUUCCAGACCGAUGUGGUCAAGCCCAUGUCGAUCGAGGCGAUCAUCGACAACGACGUGCAGACGCUGUCCGGUGGAGAGCUGCAACGUGUUGCGCUCGUGUUGGCGCUCGGCAAGCCUGCGGACAUUUACUUGAUCGACGAGCCCUCGGCGUACCUCGACUCAGAACAACGUAUCAUCGCAUCACGUGUCAUCAAGCGCUUCAUCAUCCACUCGCGCAAGACGGCCAUGAUUAUCGAACACGACAUUAUCAUGGCGACAUACUUGGCCGACCGCGUGAUUGUCUACGAGGGUCAGCCGUCCGUCAAGGCUACCGCCAAGCGUCCCGAGUCGCUCUUGACCGGUAUGAACAGCUUCUUGGCUACGCUGGAGGUGUCGAUGCGUCGUGAUCCUACCAACUACCGCCCGCGUGUCAACAAGUUCAACUCGAUCAAGGACAAGGAGCAGAAGGCGGCCGGGCAGUACUUUUUCUUGGAAGAUUAG